Molecule: messenger RNA, 2142 nt
Organism: Daphnia carinata
Lineage: Eukaryota; Metazoa; Arthropoda; Branchiopoda; Diplostraca; Daphniidae
Product: arginine/serine-rich protein PNISR-like
Exons: 10
Coding region: 284-2032 (582 amino acids)
Cellular component (GO): nuclear speck; presynaptic active zone
Molecular function (GO): RNA binding
Source: RefSeq, a predicted model, not a curated record
AAAUUUAUUUUAGGUUUUCGGAUCGUUGUGAUAUACUGUCUGUUAACUAUUUCCCGACUAAGUCAGAUUGUUUACAUAAAAUUACCGUAAUGAUAGAAUUUAUCAUUAAUUGCUUUUCAGUUUCUGACAUUCCAUCACAUGUAUAACCGGUCCUUUCUCAAGUAACACAUUUGAUGUCAGUGAUAUUAUUGGAUUUGCAACCUAGUUGAAUUCGAAUUGAUUUUUCAAUGUCCUAUUGCUAGUACGUGCUAGUGAUCUACAGUUUAAAAUAUCAAUAUUAAAAAUGUGGGCGCAAGGUAAUCAGUGGAACCAGAUACCUCUGGAUGCAGCCACAUAUCAAAAUAUGAAUCAUGAGCUCGUGGACUGGGCAUCUUUGGCGCAACAGUGGAUCAGGAUGAAGGAAGUUCAUGAAACUGUUGUUCUAAACGUUCCUGAAAUGUCACAAAAUAAUUUCCCCAGCAAUCUUAAUUCAUUACGGACAUUAUCAGGAGUGGAAUUGCAACCUUCAGAUUCUAGUGUAACAAGUGGGGAAGCACCUAUGGAUGUAGAAAAAGAAGAUGAAGUAAUGCCUUCUACACCUGAUUGGAGCUGGCCUUCUCAAUCUUCAAGCCAGCAAACUCAUAACUGGCCUUUACAGCAAGGAACUUAUGUUCCCAGACAUACAUUUCCCCAAGUUCCCACCAUUCAGGGAGCUGCAAAUCUUCCUGCAGCACUUGGUCCUCCCCAGACAUUCCUUUCAACGACUUCAUCUUCCUUGAAUUUUAAUCCGCGUGUUCCUCUUCUUCCACUGCCGUCCGUAAGACCAAAUAGCUCCGACGAAGACAGCCUUGGAGCUACGUCUUUUAACUCUUUGCAUACGUUGGAUGCAUCGAAGCGCAAGAAUUUACCUGCCUGGAUCCGAGAAGGUUUGGAAAAAAUGGAAAAGGAAAAACAAAAGAAAGAGGAACGCGAAAAAUUUCUCAUGGAGAGAGAAUUGAAGCGCAAAAAAGAAUUCGAAGCUAGAAAUCAAGGGGACUCGACAACAGUUAGGAGUCGUUUCGAUGAUUCGGAAGAGGAUGAAAAUGAUGCAGAUGAAGCAGAAGCUUCCCCUGAACAGUCAUUACCACCGGCAGUUGUAUCCAGCACAGCUACUCUUGAAGAGACGAUGGUGAGGAUUCGAAAAUUUAUGACCGAAAUAUUACUGGAAGUUACUACGGAAGAAAUUCGCUCAGCAGCUUUGGAAGCAUCCCAACAAGCAAAGGUCAAGAAUCGUCAAGCGCAGUCCCCUCUGUCUUCGAAAUCAUUGACCCGAAAACUUAUCGGUUUGGACCAAUAUGGCAGUGACAGUGGAAGCGAUGACAGCGAUCAGGAGAUAACUAAGGCGCAUCGGACAGGUGGAUUUGAGGACUCUGGAAUUCAACCUUUCCGCGGUAAGAACUACGAGAAGCAAGGUCGGAUAGGGGAAAGCCGGAUGGGGCGCGACGGAGAGGUCUCCCAGGUUGAAAUGGCUCAAUCUGCAAAGAUUUCACACUCAGUUGAGUUAGAACAAAAUGAGUGCAGUGGGAAUGACGUAAAUAAAAUACUGCAAGGUGGCACAAAGGUAGACACGGACAUCACUAAUAAACUUUCACAUGGUCUGAGCCACGUGGAAACGCUGAGUACGUCACAAAACUCGUCUGUGAAGAAUGAAAAGGUUUCUGAUUUCAAAAUUUCCGUGGUUAGGGAAUGUAGUAGUAGUGUGCCACAUAAAUCUCAGGAUCGAUCUAAUACAAGAACAAGUCGUUCUCGUCAAAGAUCGCGUACUCCCGAAAGAAGAAAACGCUCUCGUUCUAGGGACGAUCAGUAUUCUAGCCGACGAUCAAGAGACUACUACUCGUCAAAGAGCAAACGUCGAUCACGUUCUCGAGAACGAAAACGUUCUAAUAGUCGCCGCAGAUCUCGUGAUCGUAGGCGUUCUGUAAGUCGAAGAAGAUCGCGUUCUAAUGAUAGGAAGUCUAGUGGAAAUAAAGGAAAUGACAGAGCAAGUUCGAAAGAUAGGAGAAAUAGAAUUUAAGGUUAUCCAAAGAAUGUGAAUGUUUGGUGCGUAAGUAAUAAAUAUACUGGAAAUUCGUUGAGCAAUUAAAUAACCUUAUGUAAUAGGAAGUUAAUACAAUUCGAAAAUGU